Molecule: messenger RNA, 1943 nt
Organism: Xenia sp. Carnegie-2017
Lineage: Eukaryota; Metazoa; Cnidaria; Anthozoa; Malacalcyonacea; Xeniidae
Exons: 11
Coding region: 245-1306 (353 amino acids)
Source: RefSeq, a predicted model, not a curated record
CCCGGAGAUAUUUGUGCCCUCUUUGUCCCAAACCUGAUGAAGCUGGUACUCUGAUUGAAUCAAUGGAUGCUUGUUUUGGUCUUGUGAGAAAAAAGACUUCAGGGAAGGCUCAGUUCUUGUCAAGGCAUAAUUCCAUUUUGUUCCACAAUCAAGAAGAAGUUGAUUCAUUUGUUGAUAACUACACUUCAAGUGCUAACACGCUAAAACUGAUUGUCAUGAGUUUAAGGCAGGUGAAGUAAAUGACAUGAUUCGAUCAAAAGUUAGAAACAAAUUAUUUGAUGAGAAAGGUGUUUUUGGUUGUGUCUGCCGGCAUGAUUACCCUAAAGGAUUUAUGAAUAUCAAACAUGGAGAAAGGAUUGGUUAUUCAGUUUUUAGUGUCAAACACCAGCUCUCUAACUCCAACGAAAACACAACAAUAAAAAUCAUGUAUGACAUUGCAUGUACUUUGAAGGCACACCUAAUGAAAAAUGGAAAGCAUGAUUUUGUGAAGAGAGCCGAUUAUGCUAUUCCUGUCUUCCACUGCUAUGGUCAUAAGUCCUCGUGUCAGAUACAAUUUAACCCAAGAAGAAAAAAAGGAUAUGGAUUAACUGAUGGGGAAGGAGUGGAAAGACUAUGGUCAUUUCUUCGGGGAUUUUCCGGCAUGACCAAGGAGAUGAGCUCUGGUCGCCGUCUUGAUAUUCUGACAGAUGCUUUACUGCACUAUUCUUCUCGUCGACUUGAACACUUUGGAUCUUCAUUAGCUGCUAAACUUAAAAGAUGUCCUGAACUUAUUACUAACACGCAAUCACAAAUACAAGACUUAUUUUCGAAGCUAGAUGUUCUGUAUGACUCUGAUUUAUUAGAGACAUGGAUGAAGGAAGAAGAAAAACUAAUAAAUGAGAAGAAUUCAAAACGGGCACUUCCGUUAACAUGGCAACAAAAAUAUGUGGAAAGUUUAUUGCAACUUUACCAGCUAAGAGUGCAGAUUGCUUGUAUUCAGGAAGUUGAUCAUGGUCACUUUGCGGAUAUUGUAAAAAAGACUAAGAAAGUAACGAAACAGGUUGAAAACAUUGAGAGAAGAAAGAAAGUGACGAAGAGGUGGAAACCUUGGGAGAGAGAAUUUAAUACGGCAGCUUUGUCGCUGGAGCUGAAACGGAAUGAGUCUGUUAUUGAGUCAGCAUUUUCUUUAGCAAUUGAAAGGAUGUUCCUUGUAUCCUUAAAGAAUAAAUAUGCAGAUGGCCAAGCGAUAGCCGUUAAACUUUCCAAACAAAUAACGCAGAGAAAAAAUCCAUUAAAACUACAACAGCCAAGUAUAAUGCAUCACUAAAGUCUUUGGAAGAUUGGAUUGAAGGACUACCUAGAAAAAUUGAAUUCGACGAAGCAAAAGAUCCAAGGUCGCAACUUUAUUGUGAUUUUAACUUUCAAACAAAUUAAGAUACAGUACUGUUCACUGCUAAACGUUCUGCUAUUGAGUUGCAUAACUUUCUUAAAAGAUGCAAAGAGGAACAAGAAAUGUUAGAAAUGGAAACAGAAAGACUAGUACACUAUUACUUGGAUAAGAAACAAGAACUGGAGUCCUAUAUCAAUGUUAAUGGGGAAGUUCAGAGCAAAAUCUUGAGAGGAACUGUAGCAAUUUUAAGAAAGAUCUAAUUAACAUAAAUAAUGCACUGUAUUCACUGAAACAUAUGUUAAAGGACUAUUUAACAGAAGCUAGUAAGGGUAAAUUACCAUUCUUCAAGAUAGAAGCAGAGUAUGCAUUAUCUAUUUUGCGUCCAACAAACAUAAUUGAGGAUACAUUAGAGAUUGAAACCAGUUCAGUUGAUAACGAGACUGACUGCGAAUCACUGCUUCAAUUUUCAGAUUUUGAAUCAGACACCGAGUUAGAAUAAUUCCAUAUACACACGUGUAUAUAUAUAUAAUUAUAAGUUAAUAAACGCUUUCGCUAUAUGCAAAGCUCAACUUUA